AUGUGGAGUAUGGUGCCGGAUGUAAAGGCAACUGCAGUGCCCGGAUGUGUGACGGAGGGUCGGGCACCUGUCCCCGAGACACAGGCUUGUGUAGUGAUGGGUGCCAGUCAGGAUGGACAGGAGAUGAUUGUACUCAGAGUGGUAUGUGAUGUCAAGAUGUUAAAGGUGGACAUUGCACACGAAGUAUGUGAUGUGACACUUGCGACUGUUUCAACUCCUCAAUCCAACGACUCAAACGGAGCUACGAUUGGUGGUAUCGUUGGUGGCGUGUUAGCAGUGGUCGUGGUUGUACUUGCUGUGAUAGGUGUUAUGUUUUACAGGAGAAAAAACAAUGCCAGCAAUAUCAACAAGGAGCACUCCAUCUACGAAGACAUAUCAGCUAUGGAACCAGACAGACACCAGGUGCAAACAUCCCAGGGAGUAAACAGAGACAAGGGGGAGGAGAUGGAGGAGAUGGAGGAGAUGGAGGAGGAGGCUGACAGAAACUCUUACUACAACAUCAAGGCUCCAGUUAUAGUGACGGAAGUGGCUGUGGACAAACUAGGGGACGGAAUCAGAGAACUGCAGGCUACUGAAGGAGGAUUCGAACAGGAAUUCAAGGUAGAGCCUCAUUUUAUCUUCCAAUACCCACGAACUCAUGGUAUCAACAUCAAGUCUGGCUAUCAGGUUGCAUGUCACAACACAACAGCGUAACACUGAGAGAAUCACUAUGAAUGUCAUUGAUAAAGAGAGUGAAUGAAUGUGUCUCUAAGGAUGUCACAUGUCUUUUUGAGAGACGCUUUGUAUCGUUUAAUUAUGCACGAACAUGGAAUGAAAGCCCAUGGCAUAAAGUUGA
Haliotis rufescens (red abalone) is the source of this 835-nucleotide messenger RNA. RefSeq lists its product as uncharacterized. The record is from RefSeq and is a predicted model, not a curated record. The transcript is spliced from 4 exons. Lineage: Eukaryota; Metazoa; Mollusca; Gastropoda; Lepetellida; Haliotidae. The coding region runs from base 1 to 693 and encodes 230 amino acids.